Coccidioides immitis RS is the source of this 1110-nucleotide messenger RNA. RefSeq lists its product as uncharacterized. The record is from RefSeq and is a predicted model, not a curated record. NCBI's taxonomy places the organism in Eukaryota, Fungi, Ascomycota, Eurotiomycetes, Onygenales, Onygenaceae. The transcript has 3 exons. Bases 58 to 1110 code for a protein of 350 amino acids.
CGCACAGAUUUUGAAAAUCACAGCUAUCAGAUACAAAGUAGAAUCCUGUUUUGCAUCAUGGACUUAAUACCGCCAAGCUAUUCGUUCACUAUUCCUUCCCUCUACGAUGCUGUCCAUCUCGAAUGCCGUCUAUUUCACUCUCCGAGGUCAGUGCACGCCCGUGGGAAACGCAAGGUAGAAAAGAAAGCAGCGAUUGUGGCUCACCCGUAUGCCCCACUUGGAGGAUGUUUUGAUGACCCCAUUGUGGGUGUGAUUACAGACGAGCUUUUACAAGCAGGCUAUGUUGUAGGCACUUUUAACUUAAGAGGUGCAGGGGAAUCGCAAGGCCGGACAAGCUGGACCGCUAAGCCGGAGCUGGCGGAUUACAUCUCUUUCUAUGGGUUCGUGAUCCAUUAUAUGCACAAUCUUCUCAUAGAAGACGGCUCCCAAUUGUCUGGAGAAAUCCGUUCGCCAGUUGAAGAGGAUGAUUAUCCCUCUGUAAAGGGAGAAGAUGAUAAUAUGAAGCUUAUCCUAUCUGGAUAUUCCUUUGGAUCGAUGUUGGCCACCCUUCUUCCUUCGGCGGUUCAAGUUGUUGAGACGUUUUCAUCCGCCGAGGAUGAUAGCUCGGCUAUGAAGAUCAGGCGAAUAGCCCUUGAAUUGGCGCGUGAACACAGCUUAUCCAUCAGACCCGCUACUCCCUCUGGAACAUGUAACUAUCAACCAGAAUCGCGGGUAUUAGGGCGGAUAGGCAAGGGAGUAGAGAAAAUCAAUCCGUCGCCUCCGGAUGUUCACUAUCUCCUGGUCUCCCCGAUACUACCUCCGGUGUCACUUUUCGUGACCAUGUCGUUUUUCGCUUCACAUAAAAAUCUUAGCACAACCGUCGACGGGUCUUCGAUCACUGGGCUUCUACCUGAAGAAGCGCUGACAAGUCAUCGAAGUCUCGCCAUCUACGGGGACAGUGACUUCUUUACUUCGAUCAAAAAGUUACGAGAUUGGUCUCGUGAACUAUCGAGUAAACCCAAUUCGUCAUUCGAGUUCUUAGAAAUCCGAGGAGCAGGUCACUUCUGGCGCGAAAACGGAGUAGAAUUUUUAUUGAAAAGCGCCAUACGAGACUUUUCGUUGGCGAGGUAG